AUGGAGAGUCAGUCUUUUGGUAGCUCCACAACCCCCAUAGCUAUAGAAAAGAAACAUUUUGCCCACAUAUCAAAAAGGACCGAAAUGGCUACCUUGGCUUUGAAAGAGGCGCAAGUGGCAUUACAUGAUGAUCUCCUUAAUGUUGAUUUCCAAAGAAGUGUGGCGUGCAUGAGGAGAAAAGCUAUGGAUCUAUGUGAAGCAGAAAGGAGUUUUUAUUACAAAAAGGCUAAAUGUGAGUACCUAAAGAAUAGUGAUAAAUGCACCAAAUUCUUUCAUUCGAUGGUAAAGAGGAAUGCCAAAAAGAAAUCUAUUGCUAUGGUACGUAAAGAUGACGAAGCAUUUACUUCUUCAAUGGUCGAUGAAUUCUUACAAUUGUACAAGGACUCACUGGGGAAAAAUAGCCCGAGAGAACCGAUUGACAUUGACAUAUGGAGGAGUGGUUCUAUGUUAUCGGAAGAGCAAAGCUUGGCACUAAUUUGGGACGUCUUCGAACAAGAGAUCAAAGAUGCAUUAUUCUCUAUUGGAAUGAUAAAUAUCCAGGAUUGGAUGAUUAUUCAUCUUGCUUCUUCAAAAAAUCUUGGAGUAUUAUUGGUUAUUACCAAUGUCCUUGCUUCUCGUUUGGGCCAUACUCUUGAUACUAUUAUUGAUGAAGCACAAGCUGCAUUUAUGAAAGGAAGAAGUAUAAUGGAAAACAUCCACCUUGCUCAAGAGCUUCUUAUGCAAUACAAUCGAAAGAGAGUUGCUCCUAGAUGCCUUCUUAAAAUUGAUCUUAGGAUGGCAUAUCACUUGGUUGAUUGGAAUUUCAUGAAAAGGGUGUUUAAAGGGCUCGAAUUCCCAACCAAAUUCAUUGGAUGGGUGAUGAAAUGCAUAACUACGGCUACUUACUCCAUAGCGAUUAAUGGAAGCCUUCUUGGAUUCAUAAAGGGAAGGAGGGCGCUUUGUUAA
Molecule: messenger RNA, 945 nt
Organism: Olea europaea var. sylvestris
Lineage: Eukaryota; Viridiplantae; Streptophyta; Magnoliopsida; Lamiales; Oleaceae
Exons: 2
Coding region: 1-945 (314 amino acids)
Source: RefSeq, a predicted model, not a curated record